Messenger RNA from Alligator mississippiensis (American alligator), 729 nucleotides. RefSeq names its product RD3 regulator of GUCY2D (gene RD3). The transcript is spliced from 2 exons. Bases 15 to 608 code for a protein of 197 amino acids. The record is from RefSeq and is a predicted model, not a curated record. Lineage: Eukaryota; Metazoa; Chordata; Crocodylia; Alligatoridae.
AAUCCUGGGGCACCAUGUCCCUGGCUUCCUGGUUCAAAUGGAACGAGCCACAGAACCGGGUCUCCCAGAGAAACCCCACUGAGAUGGUGGUGGAGACGCUCAUGAUGGAGCUCAACUGGCAGAUCAAGCAAGCAGAGAAGCAGCAACAUGAGAGGGAAAAUGAAUAUCGCAAGAUAAAGACGGGUGUGGACUAUGGCUGGCUGGUGAGCUACCCAAAGCAUGCCUAUGACAUCAGCCCCACGGAAAGGCUGCAGCUGGAGGACAUGUGCAUCAAGAUCCAUCCACCUUACUGCGGGCCAGUCAUAUUCAGGUUCCGGCAGCUUAUUGCUGAAUAUGAACCAGAGGUGCAUGAAGUCUCCCGGCUCUUCCGCUCGGUCCUGCAAGAAGCCACGGAGAAAAUCAAAGAGGAAGAAGAGGCCAGGAAACUUGCGAGGCAGUGGAACACAAAGCAGAAAAGCAGCGUCUCCCUCAUGUCAUUUAAAUCCCGGGCCAAGAUUUCCCCCUUCAUCAGUGAUAUCAAGACCAUUUCGGAGGAUGUAGAGCGUGGCAGCCAGCCCACCAGAAGAGUGUGGAGCAUGCCAGAAUUUAGGAGUGCCAAGGACUUUUGAUUCCACUAACCGUGAGGUUUUAGACAGUUUUGUUGUGCUGUUUUGUUUUUCUUUCAAGGAUGAAUUAACUAUAUUCCACCCAGGUGUCAUUUCACUUUCAUUCCAGUUUUCUCUCCGUUGG